CUGACCGGCUACCGGCCCGCCAGCAGCGGCUCGGGCUGUCUGCGCAGCCUCUUCUACCUGCACAACGAACUGGGCAACAUCUACACGCACGCGCUGCCCGCUUCCGCUUCCUCUGCGGCGGGGGAGAGGAGGGAAGCAAGUGGGGAAGCUGCUAAUCCCUCGAGCCCCUGGGAGAAGGCGCCUGGUGUCUGACCCAUUCAUAAUCGCCCUGGGGGCUGGCCCUGCUGGGCUUCCUGGUGCUGCUGCCGAUGACCAUGCCCUGGGGUCAGCUGGGCAAGGAUGGCUGGUUGGGGGGCACACACUGUGUGGCCUGCCUGGCACCCCCUGCAGGCUCUGUGCUCUACCACCUCUUCAUGUGCCACCAGGGGGGCAGCCCCGUCUACACCCGUCUUCUGGCCCUGGAUAUGUGUGGGGUCUGCCUCGUCAACACCCUGGGGGCCCUGCCCAUCAUCCACUGCACCCUGGCCUGCAGGCCCUGGCUGCGCCCAGCUGCCCUGGUGGGCUACACCGCACUGUCAGGCGUGGCCGGCUGGCGGGCCCUCACCGCCCCCUCCACGGGUGCCCGGCUGCGUGCCUUCGGGUGGCAGGCCGGCGCCCGCCUGCUGGUGUUUGGAGCCCGGGGGGUGGGGCUGGGCUCUGGGGCCCCGGGCUCCCUGCCCUGCUACCUGCGCAUGGACGCACUGGCCCUGCUCGGGGGGCUGGUGAACGUGGCCCGCCUGCCCGAGCGCUGGAGACCUGGUCGCUUCGACUACUGGGGCAACUCACACCAGAUCAUGCACCUGCUCAGCGUGGGCUCCAUCCUGCAGCUGCACGCCGGCGUCGUGCCUGACCUGCUCUGGGCGGCCCGCCACGCCUGCCCCCCGGACUGAGCCGCGGCCGCCCUGCCCACCGCCCGCCCGCCCACGGCCGUCGCCAUCAAGCGUCCCUCCUGCUGCUGGUCCGCAAGAGUGUGACUUCCUCAGGUUGCCCUGCCGGGACCCUUUGUCCAGCCCUGCCGCCCGGUGGCCAGCCUCCUCUACCCCUGCUCCCUCCAGAGCGCUGACUGGCCGGAAGGAAGUCUGCCCUCCUGUGGGCCUCAGCUGACCCUCUGCGACUGUGACGGCUGGAGCUGAGGGACGCUGGGGUCCUUCCUUGAGCUGACCUUUGGACUUCUGCCAGCAAAGGCCAUCAGCUCCCUUCCUCAGACCCUCAGGUGCGGCACCUGGCCGCCUGGCCCAGCCUCGCUCCGUGCUUCCUGCCACCUCCCCGCCCCGCCAGAUGCCAGCCCGUCUGGAGGCUGUGGCGUGAGGGGCUUAGCCCAGGCAGGAGGGCAGCAGCUGCUGCUUCCUCCAGGCGACCUCCAAGACAGCCGAGUCGCCUGGCCCAGGCCCUCCACCGCGAGUGCUGCCCGCGCUGACUGCUGGACCUGACCGCCGGGCCGCGCCUGCUCAGGAAGCCUCCACACGGCGCCUGGCUCCCAGCUCCAGUCCGGCCGGCGGGAGCCCGCAGCAGGGCUCGGCCUCGGCCCUGGCCCUGGCGACGUCAAUAAAGGAGCAGGAAGUGCUGUGUUGUCACAGAAGCAA
Messenger RNA from Condylura cristata (star-nosed mole), 1562 nucleotides. It is a transcript of the gene PAQR4, whose product is annotated as progestin and adipoQ receptor family member IV. The coding region runs from base 249 to 869 and encodes 206 amino acids. The record is from RefSeq and is a predicted model, not a curated record. The transcript has 4 exons. Gene Ontology annotation, cellular component: membrane. NCBI's taxonomy places the organism in Eukaryota, Metazoa, Chordata, Mammalia, Eulipotyphla, Talpidae. Gene Ontology annotation, molecular function: signaling receptor activity.